This is a messenger RNA of Salmo salar (Atlantic salmon), 8404 nucleotides long. The record is from RefSeq and is a predicted model, not a curated record. Lineage: Eukaryota; Metazoa; Chordata; Actinopteri; Salmoniformes; Salmonidae.
CUGAUAGGAGUUUGAAAUGGCCGCGGCGCAGAAGCGAAGUCAACAAACAAAACUGACUUCAAUCUCCUGUCUUCAGGAGUAAGUAGAUAGCUGGCAUAUAUUCAAUGUCCAAAUUAUACUAUUUUAUUAAGUAAACUGAUCGGAUUAUCAUUCUCGGCUUUAAUGUGCUUUCUUUUAGCUAGUUAGCUAAGCUAACGUCGCCAACCAACUAAACAAAAUACAUUGAGUUGGCGAGCUAGCUAGUUCCUGUUUCAUUACAAUUAUCCACUUGUAAAUAAAGCUAACGUUAACUUUUUGCAGGGGAAGAUGUGCAAUUUUAAUAGCUAUUUCUACGGAUAACGUUGGAAACAUUUAAUUGACGAAGGAUUUGUAUUUUUUUUUUAACCAUAUUUUAAAUCUCUACAGUGCCAUGUCUUUAUACUCGAUACCAAAGAAAAAGCACACCGCUUUUUAUGAUAAUGUCUUGACACCAAGGGACCCUGACGCGAAAACCCGAAAAGCUUCAAAGAUCAGCGUUGAAGUUCCGCGAAAAAAUGUAAAAAGUGACGAUACGAGAUCAUUGGAUAAAACCAAGGAGCUAAACACGACCUGUGUUAUCUCUGGCCUGUCAAAAAGCAGAGGCCAGAAGAAUGACACUCCGGUUCUUGGCCGACUCGCCCUUCAGAGGAGCAAAACGGGUGCUAACGGCGACAAAACGAGAAGUGAAAACACUAUGGAUAUGACUCCGAAUAGCACACCUGCAUCUGAGAAAACACUGUCGUUGCAACGCAGAACCAGAACAGGUUCAAUUGACAAAAGCGCAGGUAAUGACAUGGGCAAAGCAGAGGGCUCUAGACAACGCUGGGUCAGCGGUACCGACUCUAAUCAGUCUAAAGGUCUCUCUGAAUCAAACCCCCGAACGACAGGAAAUGCAGGUGUAUUACGGUCAUUUAGUCUUAGGGACACCUCAUCUAAAAGUCAAUCGAGAGAAGCUGUUAACCUUUUAAACACCCCAACUAAAGGAGUCGAAAGGUUUCCGUCUAGAUUUACGCCAAAACAACCAGCAACCCCGGGUAAAGUAGACGUGACAAAACCAGAGGACCAGACCAAAACUUUUUCAACACCCACGAGAAAGACUCCUUUCGAGAAAAUCACGGCAAAGAAGGAUGCCUUUGAGAGGUUGGCUGGGAAAAAGGGCCAAAAAGUGGGGGCUGUAAAAACGACAAGCCUAGAGAGGCUAAAGAAGCACGCACAGGUGACCGUGGAGGCUGCAAAACCCGGUGCAAUUCACCGUUCCAAGAAGUUUCCGCUCAGUAGUCAAGGAGCGAACGUGGCCUCGACGUUUCCGCCAGCUCAGGUGAGAAAGAACUCGAUCCAUAGCGAUGUAAACGUGGCGAGGUCCUCUACCCCUGUACCAACAUCCUAUGUCUCCACCGAGCCUUUGGUCCGAUCCAAACCGGAUACCCUGAAGAUGGAGAACAGUGCUGUGACAGUUGCGGUCCGGGUGAGGCCAUUCAACACCAGGGAGAAGACAGAGAAAGCAUCACAGGUGAUCUUCAUGGAUAACCAGGAGACUGUUGUUCAACAUCCAGACACCAAGCAGAGGCAUGCCUUCACAUAUGACUUCUCCUUCUGCUCCGUGGAUAAAAGCGACCCUGGCUUUGCCAGCCAGCAGACGGUGUAUGAAAAACUGGCCAAGCCUCUUCUGGAGAGGGCCUUUGAGGGGUUCAACACCUGCCUGUUUGCUUACGGUCAAACUGGGUCGGGGAAGUCCUACACGUCACAUGUCAUCUGGGGAUGAGCUACUUCGAGGUGUACAAUGAGAAAAUCCAUGACUUGCUCGUCGUCAGGGAUGAACAAAACCACAAGAGGUUGCCUCUGAGGGUGAGGGAACAUCCAGUCGACGGGCCUUAUGUUGCUGAGCUGUCCACGAACGUGGUGAGCUCCUAUGAAGACAUUCAGGGUUGGCUGGAGCUUGGGAACAAGCAGCGAGCCACUGCAGCCACAGGCAUGAACGACAAGAGCUCCCGAUCCCACUCUGUCUUCACCCUGGUUAUGACCCAGACCAAGACUGAGUUUGUGGAGGGGGAAGAACACGACCACAGGAUCACCAGCAGGAUCAACCUGGUGGACUUGGCCGGCAGCGAGCGCUGCUCCUCAGCCCAGACCAGCGGUGACCGCCUCAUGGAAGGUGCUAGCAUCAACAAGUCCCUGCUGAGCCUGGGGAAGGUGAUCUCUGCCCUGUCAGAGCAGGCCCAGACUAGGAGGAAGGUCUUUACCCCCUACAGGGAGGCUGUGCUUACAUGGCUGUUGAAGGAGAGCCUGGGCGGAAACUCCAAGACAGCCAUGAUCGCCACCCUGAGUCCGGCGGGCAGCAACGUGGAGGAGAGCCUGAGCACGCUGCGGUAUGCCAAGCAGGCCCGCAUGAUCAUCAACGUGGCCAAGGUCAACGAGGACACCAACGCUAAGCUCAUCAGAGAGCUGAAAGCUGAGGUAGAGAAGUUACGGGCAGCUCAGAUGAGCUCUCAGGGCAUCGAGCCAGAGAAGAUGCACCUCUUCCAGCAGGAGAUCUUGGCUCUGAAGAGCCAGCUAACGCAGCAGGAGAGAGAGAUGGCCGAGGCCCACAGAGCGUGGCGAGAGAAGCUGGAACAGGCAGAGAAACACAAACGUGAGGAAACCGAAGAAUUACAGAAAGCGGGCGUCACAUUUACGGUGGACAACCGACUGCCCAACUUGGUGAACCUGAACGAGGACCCACAGCUGUCGGAGAUGCUGUUAUACAUGAUUAAGGAGGGACAGACCGAGGUCGGCCAGCACAAGUCCGAGUCCCCCCACGACAUCCAGCUGUCUGGGGCCCUUAUCGCCGACCGCCACUGUGUCAUUUCCAACGUAAACGGUGAAGUCAGCAUCACCCCCGUGGAAAACGCCAAGACCUUUGUCAACGGGAACCUGGUCUCUGACAUCACUGUCCUGUGUCAUGGCGACAGGGUGAUCCUGGGCGGAGACCACUACUUCCGCUUCAACCACCCGGCAGAGGUGCAGUCUGGGAAACGCGUGUCGUGCUGGACGGGAGCGGGCGAUGGCCAGAAGGACUUUGAGUUUGCCAAAAACGAGCUGCUCUCCGCUCAAAGAGCACAACUGGAAGAGGAGAUCGAGGAGGCGCGUCUGAAGGCCAAAGAGGAGAUGAUGCAGGGUAUCCUGGGGGCUAAAGAGAUGGCCCAGGAGGAGCUGUCGGACCAGAAGGCUUGUUAUGAGAACAGGAUCAAAGCCCUGGAGAGAGAACUGGAGGAGGAGAGCGAGAGGAAGCGGCAUUGGGAGAUGGACCAGCAGAAGGUAGCCUCCAAGAUGGAGGAGCUGCAGUCGGCCAAGGUGGAGCUGGAGCAGGAGGUGGACACGCACAAGACACGUCUCCGCCUCCAUAUGGAAGCCCAGGCCACACGGCGGGCCAUGGACGACCACGGCGUCCGGCAGGCCAAGGUGGUGGAGGCCCUUGAGGCAGAGAAGAGGAAGAUCGGCAAAGACCUCGAGGAGAUGCAGAGGAAACUGGCGCUGAAAGGAAGCCGGACUCCGAAAAACGUCCCUCCUCGGUGGGAUGCCAUGAAGUUGUCUCUGAUGAUCGAGGAGGCCAACAAGAUCAGUGACAAACUCAAGAAGAACACAGUUUUCAGCAGACACGAGGGGUCUGAGAAGAAGUGCGGAGAGGGAGAGCUGCAGGUCCAGGUCAAAAACACCAAACUGGGCAUCUCCACCUUCUGGAGCCUGGAGAAGUUCCAGAGCAACCUGGCUGCUAUCAGGGAACUCGACCAGGGGGACCGCAGCGCCUCUAAAGAUGACGACCUGUUUUACGACCCCAAUGAUGAGUGGGAGCAAGAUAUGUCUGCCUCCUCAACCGCCGCCUCCUUUUCACGCAGAAGGAGCAGAAGCCUGUUGAAGAGCAGGAGGAUUUCAGGGCGUCUCUAUGAAAUCAGAGUGCACCCUAUUCAGAGCCUUCAUAAUAGCAACUUGCCACAGUCCUCUGGUCUGUUGGGUGUGGCCAAACCACCCUCUCUGCACCCAAGCUCGUCAGACUCCGUCCUGCCGGGGAUCUGCAAAGAUCUCAUUGGUCAGACGGUAGGGCAGCUGCGCGAGUGUCAUAGCCACGAGGAGAGCAUGGCAGACAGGCUGACCUCUGACCUCUGCUGUGUGCACACGGCCGUGACGACCAUCUCCGACCUGUAUGACGGCCUGGACGAUGACAGUCAGGAGAACAUGUUUGUGUUUGAGGCUGAAGCACAGAGUCAGCUGGUGAAGGCCACCUCAGCCAUCCAGAGAGCCGUGUUCAUCACCAUGCAGUGGGUGACCAGUGUCGAUCCCAGAACCGCAACGCUCUACAUUAACGCAGAGGAGCUCAAGACCCAAGUCAAGAGAAUGGGAGGCUACUUUCAGCUUCUCAUCCAGGGCUGUGACUCUGAGAUCUCGUCCAUGGUGAACGAGGCCCACAGGAAGAGUGGUCAGUGUCUGGACUCGGCCCUGCAGGUCAUCAGCCACCUGGCGGCGUUGACCGGGACCCAGCUCCACGUGACCGAGCUGUGGGCCGAGGCCACGGGCAAGCGGUCUGUGGUCCUGUCUCUGUUGGAGGGGACCUGUAAAGGGGUGCACUCUCUCCUGGAGGAGGGCCUGACGAUCUCCAAGGAGAUGCUAAGCGAUGCUCAGCUGACCUACCCCAGGACUCCGGUUUUGCAGAGCCUCAAGUCGAAGACGCUCGACCUGUCCUGCGCUCUCCAGAGUUACAUCCACUGCCACAUGACGGAGAGGGAUGAAGGCUCGGAGAGGAGCGGUGAGGACCUUGAUCCGUCACACCUGCACAGAGUGAAGAACACAGCAGCCAAACUGUUCCAGCUCAACCAGGCCAUCAGGCAGCUCCACUCUGCUCUCUCUCUCGUCCUCCGAGGUACUCACACAGUCUGGCCAUCGGGCAGCUCCACUCUGCUCUCUCUCUCGUCCUCCGAGGUACUCACACAGUCUGGCCAUCGGGCAGCUCCACUCUGCUCUCUCUCUCUCCCUCCGAGGUACUCACACAGUCUGGCCAUCGGGCAGCUCCACUCUGCUCUCUCUCUCGCCCUCCGAGGUACUCACACAGUCUGGCCAUCGGGCAGCUCCACUCUGCUCUCUCUCGCCCUCCGAGGUACUCACACAGUCUGGCCAUCGGGCAGCUCCACUCUGCUCUCUCUCUCUCCCUCCGAGGUACUCACACAGUCUGGCCAUCGGGCAGCUCCACUCUGCUCUCUCUCUCGCCCUCCGAGGUACUCACACAGUCUGACCAUCGGGCAGCUCCACUCUGCUCUCUCUCUCUCCCUCCGAGGUACUCACACAGUCUGGCCAUCGGGCAGCUCCACUCUGCUCUCUCUCUCGUCCUCCGAGGUACUCACACAGUCUGGCCAUCGGGCAGCUCCACUCUGCUCUCUCUCUCUCCCUCCGAGGUACUCACACAGUCUGGCCAUCGGGCAGCUCCACUCUGCUCUCUCUCUCUCCCUCCGAGGUACUCACACAGUCUGGCCAUCGGGCAGCUCCACUCUGCUCUCUCUCUCGCCCUCCGAGGUACUCACACAGUCUGACCAUCGGGCAGCUCCACUCUGCUCUCUCUCUCUCCCUCCGAGGUACUCACACAGUCUGGCCAUCGGGCAGCUCCACUCUGCUCUCUCUCUCGUCCUCCGAGGUACUCACACAGUCUGGCCAUCGGGCAGCUCCACUCUGCUCUCUCUCUCUCCCUCCGAGGUACUCACACAGUCUGGCCAUCGGGCAGCUCCACUCUGCUCUCUCUCUCUCCCUCCGAGGUACUCACACAGUCUGGCCAUCGGGCAGCUCCACUCUGCUCUCUCUCUCGUCCUCCGAGGUACUCACACAGUCUGGCCAUCGGGCAGCUCCACUCUGCUCUCUCUCUCUCCCUCCGAGGUACUCACACAGUCUGGCCAUCGGGCAGCUCCACUCUGCUCUCUCUCUCGUCCUCCGAGGUACUCACACAGUCUGGCCAUCGGGCAGCUCCACUCUGCUCUCUCUCUCUCCCUCCGAGGUACUCACACAGUCUGGCCAUCGGGCAGCUCCACUCUGCUCUCUCUCUCGCCCUCCGAGGUACUCACACAGUCUGGCCAUCGGGCAGCUCCACUCUGCUCUCUCUCUCUCCCUCCGAGGUACUCACACAGUCUGGCCAUCGGGCAGCUCCACUCUGCUCUCUCUCUCGCCCUCCGAGGUACUCACACAGUCUGGCCAUCGGGCAGCUCCACUCUGCUCUCUCUCUCGCCCUCCGAGGUACUCACACAGUCUGGCCAUCGGGCAGCUCCACUCUGCUCUCUCUCUCGCCCUCCGAGGUACUCACACAGUCUGGCCAUCGGGCAGCUCCACUCUGCUCUCUCUCUCGCCCUCCGAGGUACUCACACAGUCUGGCCAUCGGGCAGCUCCACUCUGCUCUCUCUCUCGCCCUCCGAGGUACUCACACAGUCUGGCCAUCGGGCAGCUCCACUCUGCUCUCUCUCUCCCUCCGAGGUACUCACACAGUCUGGCCAUCGGGCAGCUCCACUCUGCUCUCUCUCUCUCCUCCGAGGUACUCACACAGUCUGGCCAUCGGGCAGCUCCACUCUGCUCUCUCUCUCGCCCUCCGAGGUACUCACACAGUCUGGCCAUCGGGCAGCUCCACUCUGCUCUCUCUCUCGCCCUCCGAGGUACUCACACAGUCUGGCCAUCGGGCAGCUCCACUCUGCUCUCUCUCUCGCCCUCCGAGGUACUCACACAGUCUGGCCAUCGGGCAGCUCCACUCUGCUCUCUCUCUCGCCCUCCGAGGUACUCACACAGUCUGGCCAUCGGGCAGCUCCACUCUGCUCUCUCUCUCGCCCUCCGAGGUACUCACACAGUCUGGCCAUCGGGCAGCUCCACUCUGCUCUCUCUCUCGCCCUCCGAGGUACUCACACAGUCUGGCCAUCGGGCAGCUCCACUCUGCUCUCUCUCUCGCCCUCCGAGGUACUCACACAGUCUGGCCAUCGGGCAGCUCCACUCUGCUCUCUCUCUCGCCCUCCGAGGUACUCACACAGUCUGGCCAUCGGGCAGCUCCACUCUGCUCUCUCUCUCGCCCUCCGAGGUACUCACACAGUCUGGCCAUCGGGCAGCUCCACUCUGCUCUCUCUCUCGCCCUCCGAGGUACUCACACAGUCUGGCCAUCGGGCAGCUCCACUCUGCUCUCUCUCUCGCCCUCCGAGGUACUCACACAGUCUGGCCAUCGGGCAGCUCCACUCUGCUCUCUCUCUCGCCCUCCGAGGUACUCACACAGUCUGGCCAUCGGGCAGCUCCACUCUGCUCUCUCUCUCGCCCUCCGAGGUACUCACACAGUCUGGCCAUCGGGCAGCUCCACUCUGCUCUCUCUCUCGCCCUCCGAGGUACUCACACAGUCUGGCCAUCGGGCAGCUCCACUCUGCUCUCUCUCUCGCCCUCCGAGGUACUCACACAGUCUGGCCAUCGGGCAGCUCCACUCUGCUCUCUCUCUCGCCCUCCGAGGUACUCACACAGUCUGGCCAUCGGGCAGCUCCACUCUGCUCUCUCUCUCGCCCUCCGAGGUACUCACACAGUCUGGCCAUCGGGCAGCUCCACUCUGCUCUCUCUCUCGCCCUCCGAGGUACUCACACAGUCUGGCCAUCGGGCAGCUCCACUCUGCUCUCUCUCUCGCCCUCCGAGGUACUCACACAGUCUGGCCAUCGGGCAGCUCCACUCUGCUCUCUCUCUCGCCCUCCGAGGUACUCACACAGUCUGGCCAUCGGGCAGCUCCACUCUGCUCUCUCUCUCGCCCUCCGAGGUACUCACACAGUCUGGCCAUCGGGCAGCUCCACUCUGCUCUCUCUCUCGCCCUCCGAGGUACUCACACAGUCUGGCCAUCGGGCAGCUCCACUCUGCUCUCUCUCUCGCCCUCCGAGGUACUCACACAGUCUGGCCAUCGGGCAGCUCCACUCUGCUCUCUCUCUCGCCCUCCGAGGUACUCACACAGUCUGGCCAUCGGGCAGCUCCACUCUGCUCUCUCUCUCUCUGGUACUGAUCAGAGUAUGUGAACCAGUUGAGCUGUUGGAAAUCUCACUCCAGUCAUUUCCAAACCGCUCCUCGCUCAAAAGGAAGAAAAAAAACUUCCGCUCCAAAUUUGCUCCAUUCAUUAAAAUCACAAUUUAACCAACACCCAUCUAUUUUUGUGACUACUUGAACCUACCAUUUAGUUUUGAAGUGUUGAAACCGAACCAUAUGGAGUUUAAUGAAAAUUAUUUCAAUAAACAAGAAAAGGUGAAAUGUAAGAAGCGCACAUUAUUUCAUAUAGGAUACAUGUCAUUAAACAGCCUUUUAACACUCUAAAUAGGCUACAUGUCAUAUUAAACAGCCUUUUAACACUCUAAAUAGGCUACAUGUCAUUAAACAGCCU